This is a messenger RNA of Mesorhabditis belari, 351 nucleotides long. The record is from the annotation of a GenBank genome assembly. Lineage: Eukaryota; Metazoa; Nematoda; Chromadorea; Rhabditida; Rhabditidae.
AUGCAAGGGCAAACUUUUCAGGUUCACGUUGAGCCAAAGUGUGUGAGUGGGGCUGAGCCGUAUUACCUGCAUCUAAGCUUGAUGGAACACGACGAAAGUAAUGCAAACGAUGUUGAAGACGGAAAACUAUGUGAGAAAGGAUGCACGCUGAGAACAAACGACAACGACGAUGCGGGACCGCGCAUGGAAUUCUACCUCAAAGCCUCAUUCAAAUGUGCCAUCUGGGAUCAAGUCGUCGAGCAUUGUUUUCAUUUCGACUACACUUAUCAAAAUGUGGACUACACAAGCAUCGUCGAGCUUCAUCUUUCCCAAAGCCAUAAGAGUGGUGAUUGGUGGAAAUCUGACAACGUG